UUUUUUGAAAAAUUCCAACAGAUAGAUAUUCGGAUACGGAAAUUUCACAACAACAAAAAAUACAAUGUGGAGAACGCAGUGGACGAAAAAUUUCUUUGUGAGUCUCAUCGCGACGAUCGCUUCGGCAGCGUUGACAAUAAGCAGUGCAAUUUAUUCCACAACUCGCCAAAGUAUAAACCCUUGCGACUUCCUCAACACCUCCAGCAUAAAACCCUGUGUUUGCGGACAGGCCAUUUUGGAUUGCAGCCGCGUCACGAGUGAAGAACAACUUUUGGCUAUUCCUGGGCUUCACUCGGAACCCGGGUUAGGAUUCGACACCAUCACCAUCACCGACAACGGGUUUCUCGCGUCCCUGCCCCGAGGCGCAUUCGGGUCGCAUUAUGCCACGAAAUCCUACGUUUUCGCCCGAAACAACCAGCUCAGGUCGAUCCACGAAGAUGUUUUCUCCGCAGCGUCGGCGACAGUGACGAAAAUUGUGGUGCAUGAAAACGCUCUCACUUCGUUCCCGUUUACAGCAAUUGGCAAUUUUUCGGCUUUGGAAUCGUUCGUCGCUUUCGGGAAUUACAUCAGGACCAUUCCAAGUCACGCCUUCGAUUCAGUGAGCCAGAAUUUGCACACGAUUCUGCUGCAAAACAACAACAUCCAGGACAUUGGGGAAUUCGCGUUUCGCGGACUGCCGCGGCUGAAGGCACUCGUGCUCGAGAGGAACAGCCUGACCCAGCUGGGUCCCGGGUCUCUGCAUCUAUCGACCGAGGUCGCCUCAGUAACUUUGGCGAGUAAUUCAAUUGCCAGGGUUGACCCCCUGGUUUCGGGCGGAGGCAUUUUCCCACCAAGAAUCGUGCUGACGAGGAAUUUGUUGCCGAGUCUGCCUCAGGAACCGUGGGAGCGAAUUCUUGGUGAAUUGCUGGCUUCCGAGGAAGCGACUUACGUCGAGCUUUCCGGAAACCCCCUGGAAUGCAAUUGCGAAGUGAAAUGGCUCUACUCGAGACCAGAAUUCGCAGAACUCAUUCAUUACACCUGUGACGACGGCAAGUGGUUGUGGGACACAGACGAAUCAACUUUCGACAACUGUUGAGUUCUCAGAAGGAAUACUACGACGUCACGCGAUUCAACAUGCGCUGUAUUUUUGUUAAAUGACACUGUAAAACAUUUCCUCCCUGAAAACGAGGAGGAAAAUGGAACAAAUUUUAGGAAUUACGCCGCGAAAUGGCGUGUAUCCGGUUUGGCACCGCAGCAAAAGGAAAAAUACGAGGCGCCACGCGGAAAAAAAAAGCGCGAAAUUGGCUAGAAUUAACGUCUUCCAGGCAGAAUUGUGCCAAAUCGAUCAAGAGAAAAAUAAAUUUUCAAUACGUAAUACAUCCUGAUUUUCGUAACAGAAAGCAUCAGCUCGAGAGAAAAAAAAAU
This is a messenger RNA of Notodromas monacha, 1404 nucleotides long. The record is from the annotation of a GenBank genome assembly. Lineage: Eukaryota; Metazoa; Arthropoda; Ostracoda; Podocopida; Cyprididae.